Pararge aegeria (speckled wood butterfly) is the source of this 3215-nucleotide messenger RNA. It is a transcript of the gene Axn, whose product is annotated as axin. Gene Ontology annotation, biological process: negative regulation of canonical Wnt signaling pathway. Lineage: Eukaryota; Metazoa; Arthropoda; Insecta; Lepidoptera; Nymphalidae. Bases 364 to 2421 code for a protein of 685 amino acids. The transcript has 18 exons. The record is from RefSeq and is a predicted model, not a curated record.
ACGUUAACCGUGUGUGGAUAAUUUUUUGUUUUCAACAUAAUACUCUGGUUUCUUGUUUGUUUAUAAGUGAAAAUACUCUUCGAAAACUAACUUUAAGUGUCGGAUAUUUAAUCAGUGUGGAGGCAAUUAAUUGAAAGUUAAAAGUUUGGCGUAAAAAGUUGUAACGAACUCUGCGAUCAGUUGAGAAUUCAGGUGUCAACGAGGAUGAUAUUCUCCUCAUAUACGGCACCUUUCAGCUAAAGUUUAAAGAUAUAUAGUCAUCUUAUAAAGUGGUCCAACAAAAUGAAAAUGCAGCGGCAAUAAGCUGCUAAACGGGUAGUGUCUCGCCAUGCAGCGCGCGGGUGGGAGCAGGGCCUGUGCGCCAUGAGCCACACUCCUAUAGGCGGCCACCCGCAAGGUUGGGAGCACAAGCUUGCAGACAGGUCGUCGCUGCCACCGGCGCCGGGGGAGGAGAAGAGUAAAUCUCAGGCCAGACAUGUGUUCGCACAGCCACAUCUCUCUAAGGCGGGUAUGGCGUCGUGGCGCGAGGAGACGGAAGGCUCUUCGGGAAGCUCCGCGCGCUCGCCCGCCUCUCCGCCCUACUUACGAUGGGCGAGAACCUUGCACCAUCUGCUCGAGGACGCGGAGGGAGUGCGUCUGUUCCGCAAGUUCGUGGGAGGUGCGGGCGGGCUGCACGUGGACCGCCUCAACUUCUACUUCGCCGUGCAGGGCCUGCGACAGGAGGUCGAGCCCGCCAAGAUACGGCAGGUCGUCUCCGCGAUAUACAAGUUUCUGCGCAAGUCUCAGCUAGCGAUGCCCGAGGAGUUGAAACAACGAGUAAAGCAGGGCCUCAAGGACGGCGCCAACAUCGAGAAAACCAUCUUUGACAAUAUGGAGCAAGAGGUGACGCGCGCGAUAACAGAGUCGACGUACCAGUCGUUCCUGCGCUCCGACGCGUACGUGUCAUACGUGAGUGCGGCGACGCAGCCGCUAUCAUCGCCCGACGCAUCGCCGCCGCAUUCUCGGGAGAUGUGCGGAGGUGGUUUAGCCACCCUACACGAAGGGCAAGAGCUAUCAGCGGGUAGCGGAUGUGCGGCGGGGGUGGGGGCUGCAGCCGUGGGCGCACGUCUGACGCACGACGCGUUAAUCGCGACGCAGACGCGACGGUUGCACUCGGAUGUCGCACCGCACCGCAAGCGGUCCGUGUACAGUGCGCACGUGUCGUACGCCGGGUACACGCCCGCGUCCAGGCAGGACUCCGAGCGCGCAAGUCUCAGCAGCGGCCGCACCGAUAGCGAUGCGGUUUCCCUCUCCGGUAGCAGCGUCGACGGCAUGUCAAUGCGAGGCGCGCGCGAGGGCCGCGAGUCGCGCCACCGGCCGCGUCUGUACGGACUCGACCGGAGCCUCAUCAAUAAGGAGCAGGACACCGCCAUGAUGAUACCGCGGACGCAACGGGUCCAGUCGGAACAGCUACGCGUACUGCCGCCCGCAGAGUUCGCGCCGCUGCUCAUAGAGAAGCUAGAACGGGUGAAGCGUGAGCAAGAGAACAAAGAGCGACUCGAGAGGAGGCUGGCUGAGGGUGAGGGUGACGAGGUGAUGGUGCAGUCACUACCGCCGCAGUUGGUGGCCGCAGCGAUCAGGGAGAAACUCCAGCUGGAUGACGACAAUGAUCAGGAUAUUCUUGAUCAGCACGUGUCGCGCGUCUGGUCGGAGAGGACCCCCGGCGCGUCGCCCCCGGGCGGGCGGCGGACGCGGUUGCGACACGGCCCGCACGGGGCUCACGUGCACGGGUCCCGGCGCGCCCCAUCCGCUUUGUCCGCCGACUCGGGCCACUACGACGGGCCCCCGGACUCCGUGCACCAUCCGCACUCCAUUACCCGCAGAUCGUUCUCGAAGAAGACAGUGACGGAGUUGACCGACAGCGGCGUGUCUGUGGUGAGCGAGGGUACCGCCAGCGCGGCGGGCGUGGAGCCGCGUAUCCUGUUGUGGAUAGCUGAGGGUUCGGAGCGGUUGGACCGGCGCAACUACCGCGAGUCCUCGCGGGGCUCUUCGGCGGACCGCGAUGAGCACCGAAGGCGAGACAAGCAGCAGAGGAGUCGCGGCGGCACGGCCACUGGCGGCAGCACUGGCAGCAAGUCGAGCGGCGCGAGCGGCGGCGGUGGCGGUGGCUCCUCGCACCCCACUGGUGGUGACGCUCACACGGUGGUGGUGGUGAGCUUUCUGGACGAGAGCGUGCCGUACCGGUUCAAGGUGCCCGCCGCACCGCUCACCCUGCGCGUUUUCAAGGACUACCUGCCUAGGAAGGGCAACUAUAGAUACUUCUUCAAAACGGAAUGCGCUGACCUUGACAACACGGUCAUUCAAGAGGAGGUUAGCAGCGAUAACGAAACACUGCCGAUGUUCGAGGGAAAGGUUAUGGCGCGAGUCAAGAGUAUCGAGUGAAGUUCUAUCUCACUGAUGUCUGAAGCUCACUUCACUGCGACAACCGCGGCUCACUUCACUCUGUCACUUAGAGCUCACUUCACUGUGUCACCUGACUACGGUCUACAACUUAACAUAUCUGUAUAGACCCUUCGAAACCGUUGAGGAAUUCCAAGCGGAUAUCGCUUUAUCUGUUCUUAGUACAAUUUUUUUUAAAGUUUUCGAAUAUUAUAUUAGAUGUCGAGUUGCUUCGUACGUCAACAGCCAGCGUUUCUAGCGAAAACUUUGUAAAACGAAUCUCUUGGUUUUUUUGGUCACAAAGCUAGGCAUUUUGGAUGUUGAUGUAUGUACGAUCUUGAGAAUUAAAACGAAUAAUGUUCAGAAUACUUUACUCUGACGACUAGACAACCUACCAUCGACGUUUGCAAGUUCCCUAGUUUCGUGCUAGGUGAUAUCGUACUUGCAUAUUUUAUUUGUGUUCAUGUACCAUGUACUAAGAACAGUACCUUGCGUACCAACGCCACAUUAUUAUUGUCGGUUGGAAUACCGUACCUGUUUUGGGGAGGACUUAUAAACAUAGUGAAAAAAAAAACAUGUGAGUGCACUUAAGUGUGAAAACAUACUUCUAAUCGAAGCCUAAAACGAGACGUCCAGUUUGCGUCCGCAGUAGCGUAUACAAUUGCGUUUUGCGUACGAAUAAACAUAUAUAUGACUUGCUUGAAUCUUGUGAUCAUAAGAGUGCGAUCGGACCGCUGCGAACGCAGGUUGUACGCUAGUUGAGACGCAAUGCGUGUAGAUUUUUAUAAGAUCAUAGA